CUAGCUGCCACGGCGGUUGCUCACCCCGGCGAGUCUCACGAUGCACACCACAUGAAGCGUGAGAUUGUUGCCCGCGAUCAUGCUGCCAGGGUGGCCGCGAGGUCCCUGAGCUCGUGUUCCAACACGGAAACCGCCCGAGCUCUCAAGCAGCGGUCCAUCAAACGCCGCGCUGAGAAGGUGAAGAAGCUCCGGGACGAGAGGAACAUCAAGACUUCUCCCAAAAAGUACCGCCGCGACCUCGCCGACCUCCAAGCGUGGGAAGAAGUCAACCACAACAUGACCGGCCUGGCGGCGUACGACAUGUUCACCCCCCUCUCAACCGUCUUCGACGCCAACACCUCCUGCAUCCUCUCUCCCAAAGUGACCGACGGGCCGUACUACGUAGUCGGCGAAUUUUUCCGCUCCAACGUAAAAGAGGCCCAAUACUGCGACGGCAUCGAUCUCUUCCUCGAAGUGCAGUACAUCAACGUCGAAACCUGCGAGCCCGUCCCCGCCGUGGCCGUCGACAUCUGGAACUGCAACGCAACAGGCAUUUACUCGGGCAUCAGCACAUCCGGCAACUACGCCGCGGGCGGUUACAACUCGACAUACCUCCGCGGAAUCCAACUGACGGACCAUGAUGGUGUGGCCCAGUUCGAGACCAUCUUCCCGGGCCACUACGAAGGCCGGGCGACACACACGCAUCUGCUUGCGCACACGAACGCGACUGUCUCCAAGAACGGGACUAUCCAAGUCUGGAACGCGCCCGUGGCGCAUAUUGGUCAGCUGUUUUACCCGGAGGAUUUGAGGGCCGAGGUGGAGAAGGUGUACCCGUACAGCAGCAAUACGCAGGCCAUUACCAGCAAUGAUGAGGAUAUGUGGAGCAUUGUUCAGACGGAUGCGAGCUACGAUCCGUUUCCGGAGUUUGUUUAUUUGGGUGAGGAUGUGACGCAGGGGUUGUUUGCGUGGAUUCAGAUUGGGAUUAAUGUCAGUGCGGAUUACUCGGCGGAUGAGUAUUACAGUGUGGCGGCGUAUCUCGAUGCGGAUGGGGGGCAUGCUGUGCAGGGGGGGAUCAAUGGUGGUGGUGGUGGUGCGCCUGGGGGUAAUGGCACCAUGCCGGGAUUUAAUGGUACGAUGCCCACGGAUGGAGGGGCGCCG
Molecule: messenger RNA, 1137 nt
Organism: Canariomyces notabilis
Lineage: Eukaryota; Fungi; Ascomycota; Sordariomycetes; Sordariales; Chaetomiaceae
Product: GPI anchored cell wall protein
Exons: 2
Molecular function (GO): ferric iron binding; oxidoreductase activity, acting on single donors with incorporation of molecular oxygen, incorporation of two atoms of oxygen
Source: RefSeq, a predicted model, not a curated record